AUGUUGUCUUGUUGGCGUUAUCGGCUGGCCGCGAUUGUCGGUGCUUCCGCGGCCGGUGUCUAUACAAUCGAUGCAACUAACGAAAAACGGUUUCGCAAUCAGAAGAACAAUUACUUCAAGCAAUCAAAACGAAAAAGCAAAUUAACUGAAUUGAACCGAAAACCAAGAAAGCGGCUUCCAACGAGAGAGAAGAUGGUGAACACCUUGAAAGAGAAGGACUUCGAUGUUCUCAUCAUUGGCGGUGGUGCUACAGGGGCAGGGGUGGCGCUUGAUGCUCAGACCCGUGGGCUCCGAACUGCUCUUAUUGAAUAUGACGACUUCUCAUCUGGAACCUCUUCAAAAUCAACAAAACUUUUGCAUGGAGGCGUUCGUUAUUUACAAGCCGCCAUUCAGAAACUUGACUACGAGCAAUACAAAAUGGUGAAGGAGGCGCUUUUUGAGCGAUCGAAUGUCAUGGAAGUGGCACCGCAUUUGACUUGCGCCGUGCCGAUCAUUCUUCCAGCAUACAAAUGGUUUGAUCUACCAUAUUAUUGGGUAGGAAUCAAAGCAUACGAUUUCGUGGCCGGAUCGCGAAUACUAAAAUCGUCGAAAUUUGUAUCAAGACGAGAGACAAUCGAGCUUCUGCCAGUAAUAAAAGAUGACGGACUCAAAGGCGGAAUAGUUUAUUACGACGGACAAUCAAAUGAUACCAGAGUGAAUUUGUCGGUAAUAAUUAGCGCAAUUCGCAAUGGAGCACAGUGUGUUAAUCAUACAGAGGUCAUCGAGUUAAUAAAAUCGCCAGAGGGUAAGAUUAUCGGUGCAGUUGCGAAAGAUAAGAUCACCGGCGAAACGUACAAAAUUCGGGCAAAAUGCGUCGUGAAUGCCACUGGGCCGUUUACCGAUACAAUUCGACGAAUGGCCGAUGAGAAUGUUAAACCGAUUUGUAUGCAAAGCUCUGGAGUGCAUGUGACACUUCCGAAAUAUUAUUGUCCCGGAAAAACGGGUUUGCUCAAUCCGAACACCUCGGAUGGUCGAAUAAUUUUCGUGCUUCCAUGGCAAGGAAUGGCGAUUGCUGGCACCACCGAUGUUGCCGCGAAACUCACUUAUUCUCCGACGCCAACCGAAGACGAUAUUCAAUUUAUUAUGAACGAACUCAAAAAUACUUUGGGACGAGAUCUGACGAUUCGACGAGAAGAUGUUUCAAGCGCAUGGUGCGGGUUGAGGCCAUUGGUGUACGAUCCAAAAAAGGGGGAUACUAAAAGCCUUGUGAGGAAUCAUAUUGUUGAGGUGUCUGAUUCUGGCCUAGUGACCAUUGCUGGAGGAAAAUGGACGACAUUCAGGAGUAUGGCGCAAGACACCGUUGAUGAAUGCAUCAAGCAUCACAAUCUUGAAGCAAGUAACAUCUGCGUUACACCUGGUCUGCUUAUUGAAGGGGCUCAUUUGUGGAGUCCGAUGCUUUAUUCAAGAAUUGCUCAAGAAUACGGCAUUGAAGAAAAUGUUGCCAAACAUUUGUGUUCGACAUAUGGAGAUCGAGCUCAUGACGUUGCAAAAUUGUGCACAUCGACGGGAAAAAAAUAUCCGGCUCUUGGCGUCCGACUUCAUCCUGACUUCCCAUAUUUGGAAGCAGAAGUCAGAUAUGCGGUUCGAGAAUACGCGCAGACGGCCAUCGAUUUUCUCGCGAGACGAACGCGAAUCGCGUUUUUGAAUUCGUAUGCGGCCAAUCAAAUUUUGCCAAGGGUUAUUCAAAUAAUGGCCGAAGAACUCAAAUGGAGCGCAAGAGAGCAGCAAAGACAGUACGACAUGGCGAAAGAGUUUCUGAAAACGGAAAUGAAUGAAAUUCCGGGCUACAAUCCGAAAAUCGAUGGGCUCAGAGAAGAAUUGACAGAAAUUGAGAAACAAGUCACUGGCUCCGUUUUCAAGCUUCUGGAUUCGGAUUCAAAAGGCUUUUUCACUGCAUCCGAUCUUCGCAACUAUCUGAAGGAUAAUGGGCACGAGCUUCCGAAUGAUCUCGUCGAUGACAUGUUCGCUGAGGCUGAUUUAUACGGCGAACGUCAAAUCUCGUUAAUGGACUUGACCAACAUAAUCGCCGGAUUGAAAGCUGGAAAAAGGAAAGGCCGUCGAAUGUUCGAUUUUCUCUCAGAAUCGGAAUGUGUCAAAAAGAAUUGUUAUGUGGAGUUUGACGACGAGAAACCGAGCCAAAAGAAGCGGGCCGAGAAUGCGUCAGUAGUCAUGCCGAAACUCGACGACUCAUCUAGUUUAUUAUGA
Messenger RNA from Caenorhabditis bovis, 2244 nucleotides. The record is from the annotation of a GenBank genome assembly. Lineage: Eukaryota; Metazoa; Nematoda; Chromadorea; Rhabditida; Rhabditidae.